This is a messenger RNA of Hevea brasiliensis (rubber tree), 925 nucleotides long. Its product is annotated as mitochondrial import inner membrane translocase subunit TIM23-2-like. Gene Ontology annotation, biological process: protein import into mitochondrial matrix. The record is from RefSeq and is a predicted model, not a curated record. The transcript has a single exon. The coding region runs from base 184 to 750 and encodes 188 amino acids. Gene Ontology annotation, cellular component: mitochondrial inner membrane; TIM23 mitochondrial import inner membrane translocase complex. NCBI's taxonomy places the organism in Eukaryota, Viridiplantae, Streptophyta, Magnoliopsida, Malpighiales, Euphorbiaceae. Gene Ontology annotation, molecular function: transmembrane protein transporter activity.
UUUCUUAAAAUUUUGCUUUGCAAAGAAUAAAGAAUGAAACACGUAGGCAUAGUUAGGCACAACAGGUAGCCAUUGCCAAAGCUCUAGCUUUUCCCUUUCACCAAACAGACCAGCACCCAAAGCUCAAAGCUUGCUGCAACUGCAACCAAAUUCCACCUUCCCCUGACCCUAGCCCUAACCCUAAUGGCUCGCUCUGGCUCUGAUCACGAGCCCGACCACACCCAAUCCUCACAAGCCCGCCUUUACAACCCAUACCAAGACUUAAACAUUCCAAUCCAGACCCUCUACCAACUCCCAACCUCUCCGGAGUUCCUCUUCACCGAAGAAUCUCUCCAUCAGCGCCGCUCCUGGGGCGAAAAACUGACCUUUUACACCGGUUCUGCCUAUCUCUCCGGCUCUAUUGUCGGCGCUUCCAUCGGGUUUUUCUCUGCCUUCAAAUCCUUCGAACCCACUGAUACUUUGAAACUGAAGGUGAAUAGGAUUCUGAACUCGUCGGGCCAUUCGGGACGAGCCUGGGGGAAUCGGAUCGGGAUGGUGGGUUUGAUCUAUGCCAUGAUGGAGAGUGGAGUGGUGGCAGUUACGGAUAGGGACGAUGUGUGGACCAGCGUGGCUGCAGGGCUUGGGACGGGGGCGGUGUGCAGAGCGGCGAGAGGAGUGAGGUCGGCUGCGGUGGGUGGUGCGUUGGGAGGGUUGGUGGCUGGGGCUGUUGUGGCGGGGAAGCAGACAUUGAAGAGGUAUGCAAUGAUUUAAAGUACAGAGAGAUCAAGCUUUGCAAAUUUUGCAAAGUUUAGGCUUUCAGUUCUAAUUACGUUUACGAGUUGUAUCUGAUCAAUUUUGAUAGUGAAUUUGUUAGCCAUAUAAUGGUAAAGUUGAUGCUAAGUUCAUGAAGGUUAUAAGAAUGUGGAAUCAAUGAAACUAUUGAACA